AAAUUAGGAGUUCCAAUCUAAGCUCAAAAAAUAAUCUUCUGCCCAAAUUCAACGCGUUGGAUUUUGUUGAUUCGUUAAAAUUGUUGAAUUAAUUAUCUAAGAUUAAAAAAUCGCUGAAAGCUGAACUCCGCUGAAGACUUUUCGAUCAAUUGUUCGUUUGAUUUUGGGUUUUCAAACUCCGUGGAACUUCGGUCAUUGAAAUUUCAGUGGAACAUCCUAUUCAAGGCUGUGGACAAGAUCAAUAUCCCCUGUAAGCUACCUUCAAAUGGCCGAAAAAGCUUGUGUAAAGCGCCUCCAAAAGGAAUAUAGAGCCCUAUGUAAAGAACCUGUCUCCAAUGUCGUGGCACGUCCUCUGCCAAAUGACAUCCUUGAGUGGCAUUAUGUUUUGGAGGGAAGUCAAGGAACGCCCUUUGCAGGUGGAUAUUACUAUGGAAAGAUAAAGUUUCCACCAGAGUACCCAUUUAAACCUCCAGGAAUCACCAUGACUACUCCAAAUGGACGCUUUAUGACACAAAAGAAAUUAUGCCUGUCCAUGAGUGAUUUCCAUCCUGAGAGUUGGAACCCCAUGUGGUCUGUCUCAAGCAUACUGAAUGGCCUCCUUUCAUUCAUGAUGGACAAUAGUCCUACCACUGGCAGUGUCUCAAGUACAGACGCAGAGAAAAAGAGGCUUGCAAGUACUUCCCUUGCUUUUAAUUGUAAAAUCCCAACUUUUAAGAAACUAUUUCCAGAGUACCUGGAGAAAUACGAACAACAGUUAGCGACCGAGCAAUCUGCUGAUCAGGCAGCACAAGAAUCCGUCAGGGAAGAAAGUUCCCGCCCCACAUUAAAGAAACGUGGAUCCCAGGUGGAACCGAAUAGCGUAGACGUCCCAAAAGAGGUAAAUAACCAGCAGAAACGCGGGUCUUUCCCUACCUGGUUGUCAGUGAUGCUCGUUUGCAUUUUCGCUGCUGUAAUGGCUCUACCCCUGCUUCAGCUGUGAUGUUAUAUGGCCAUCUUGAAAGGGAUAUUUUGAGUGUGAUUUAGGUGUAAUAUCUUAUAAGUGUUAAAUGUACCGAAACAGGACCUGUACAGUGGUCGUGCAAAUGAAGGAAAUAUGAUUUGAAUCCA
Messenger RNA from Salvia hispanica, 1107 nucleotides. The record is from RefSeq and is a predicted model, not a curated record. NCBI's taxonomy places the organism in Eukaryota, Viridiplantae, Streptophyta, Magnoliopsida, Lamiales, Lamiaceae.